Molecule: messenger RNA, 1701 nt
Organism: Vitis riparia (riverbank grape)
Lineage: Eukaryota; Viridiplantae; Streptophyta; Magnoliopsida; Vitales; Vitaceae
Product: cytochrome P450 704B1
Exons: 6
Coding region: 23-1612 (529 amino acids)
Molecular function (GO): heme binding; monooxygenase activity; iron ion binding
Source: RefSeq, a predicted model, not a curated record
CUUCAUUUUUCAGUCACCUGAAAUGGAAGAAGAGAGGAGCAUUGGAACAGCUGGAUACAACAUGGGGAUAUUGAUGCUAGCUUGCACUGUCUUGACAUGGAUUGCCAUCCAUAGGUGGAGUCAGAGGCAUACAAAAGGCCCCAAAACGUGGCCACUAGUAGGGGCAGCAAUUGAGCAGCUAAUAAACUAUGACAGAAUGCAUGACUGGCUUGUCAAAUACUUGUCCAAGUCAAGAACUGUUGCGGUCCCCAUGCCUUUCACUACUUAUACCUACAUUGCAGAUCCUGCCAAUGUAGAACAUGUCCUCAAGACCAACUUCGCCAAUUAUCCCAAGGGUGAAGUGUAUCAUUCAUACAUGGAAGUACUGCUUGGAGAUGGAAUUUUCAAUGUAGAUGGUGAGCUCUGGAGGAGGCAGAGGAAGACUGCAAGCUUCGAGUUUGCAUCCAAGAACUUGAGGGAUUUCAGCACUAUUGUAUUCAGAGAGUAUAGCCUCAAGCUCUCUGCUAUUCUUAGUGAAGCCUCUUUCCACAACCGAGAAGUAGACAUGCAGGAUUUGCUUAUGAGGAUGACGUUGGACUCCAUAUGUAAGGUGGGAUUUGGUGUAGAAAUUGGGACUUUGGCUCUUAAUCUACCAGAAAACUGCUUUGCUCGUGCUUUUGACACUGCAAACAUCAUUGUCACACUUCGCUUCAUCGACCCACUAUGGAAAAUAAAGAAAUUUCUUAAUGUAGGUUCAGAAUCUCUGCUUGAUAAGAGCAUUAAAGUCAUUGAUGAUUUCACAUACUCUGUUAUUCGUACAAGGAAAGCAGAGAUAGAUCAAGCUCGUAAAUCGCAUGACGAUAAGAUAAAGCAUGACAUAUUAUCAAGAUUCAUCGAGUUAGGUGAAAACCCAGAAAGCAAUUUAACCGACAAAAGCCUCCGAGAUGUAGUGCUCAACUUUGUGAUAGCUGGCCGUGAUACAACAGCAACAACUCUCUCAUGGGCUGUGUACAUGAUGAUGACUCAUGCCCAUGUAGCUGACAAGCUUUACUCAGAGCUCAAAACUUUUGAAGAAGAUCGAGCAAAAGAAGAUAAAAUUUCACUGCUCCAUUAUGACAUAGAGGACUCCAAGUCAUUCAAUCAAAGAGUGACCCAAUUUGCAAGACUCUUGACCUAUGAUUCAUUGGGGAGUUUACAUUACUUACAUGCAGUGAUCACAGAAACACUACGCUUGUACCCUGCAGUCCCUCAGGACCCCAAGGGCAUAUUGGAGGACGAUGUUUUGCCAGAUGGAACCAGAGUAAAAGCAGGAGGCAUGGUGACUUACGUCCCCUACUCGAUGGGUAGAAUGGAGUACAACUGGGGUCCUGAUGCAAUGUUAUUCAAGCCUGAGAGAUGGCUUAAAGAGGGGUUCUUCCAAAAUGCAUCUCCUUUCAAGUUCACUGCAUUCCAGGCUGGUCCAAGGAUAUGCCUUGGGAAGGACUCGGCAUAUCUCCAAAUGAAGAUGGCAAUGGCUUUAUUGUGUAGGUUUUUCAAAUUCAAUUUAGUACAAGGGCACAUAGUGAAGUACAGGAUGAUGACAAUUUUAUCUAUGGCCAAUGGAUUAAAGGUUACCGUCACCAGAAGAUCUUAAGAUGCCUCGGGGUGGCCAUUAGGUUGUUGCUAUCAAUAAGGUGAAAAUGUCCAUGGGUGUUAUCGUAUGUACUUGCCCAUUGGCUCCAA